This is a messenger RNA of Spirometra erinaceieuropaei, 1209 nucleotides long. Lineage: Eukaryota; Metazoa; Platyhelminthes; Cestoda; Diphyllobothriidea; Diphyllobothriidae. The record is from the annotation of a GenBank genome assembly.
AUGGGCUCCCCUAUAUCAGGCCUAAUCGCCGAAGUAGUUCUUCAACGGGUAGAACACUUCGUGUUCGCCAAAUAUCAACCUAAGUUCUGGGCCCGCUAUGUCGAUGACACCUUCGCCGUUGUCAAAACAACCGACAAUGGACACCUAAAGGAACUACUGAACUCGGUUGACCCGGAUAUCCAAUUUACGAUGGAAGCAGAAACAAACAACCAACUGCCUUUCCUUGACGUACUUGUGCGCCGGUGUACCACUGGACAGCUGCAAACUACAGUAUUCCGAAAAUCCACCAACACGCGACAGAUCCUACACUUCAACAGCAACCAUCCUCUGUCUCACAAAUGUAGUUGUGUCCUCACUCUAUUCCAAAGAGUCGAAACACACUGCAGCACGCCAGAAGAUAAAAGGGCCGAACGAUUGUACCUUGUGAACCUAUUUGCAGCCAAUGGUUAUCCCAGACAUUUCAUUGAGAGAAGCAGACGUCGGACGCCCAGACGACGGCCAAAUGAGCAGCAACCCGAAGUCUGGAGGGCCAUUUCUUACGUUAAAGGGGUCUCUGAAGCGGUCUCGCGACUGUUACAACCCACCAGAGUAGGCAUAGCCCAUCGACCCCAAGCAACAAUUCGACGUCACCUGAUGCAACCCAAGGACCAGUUGCCACCCGCUGGAACCUCAGCAGUAAUCUACAAAAUAAAUUGCAAUGAGGGCGACUGCAACUACGUGGGCGAAACCGGGCGGAAAUUGCAGACUCGCCUACAAGAGCACAAAUCGGCUACUGGAAGGUUAGACCCUAAUUCUCAACUAGCAACACACGUUGGAGAAACAGGGCAUACUUUCGAUCUCCAGCGAGCUACCAUCUUAGGCCGAGGCAACACAAAAGCAGAACGGCUAACUCUCGAGGCGUGGUUCUCCGUUGCCCACUCUAUCAACAGGCAUCUAGACCUUCCUGCAGUUUACGAAGUCCUACGUCAUCACAAUCGUAAAGCUCAGGACCAAACAACCACACCGGACUUACGGAGGCCCUACGGAGAUAGCCUGACGCUGAGUCUCCUCGGUGAGGAAGAACAAGGACCGCCAGACCGACCGCCCAGCGGAGAUUCACUCAGCUCCCCUCGACGGAGUGGUGACUCACAAAGCAAACAGGCAAAACGCCUGUCCACCAUCUCCCGAGAGGCUAAGACAGCGAGAGGAGAUAAAAAUCGAUCAGCAUAA